This is a messenger RNA of Cotesia glomerata, 2469 nucleotides long. RefSeq lists its product as uncharacterized. The transcript is spliced from 4 exons. NCBI's taxonomy places the organism in Eukaryota, Metazoa, Arthropoda, Insecta, Hymenoptera, Braconidae. Gene Ontology annotation, cellular component: mitochondrial outer membrane. Bases 405 to 2366 code for a protein of 653 amino acids. The record is from RefSeq and is a predicted model, not a curated record. Gene Ontology annotation, biological process: mitophagy by internal vacuole formation; mitochondrial protein catabolic process.
UACUUCAAUCCCGCACCAUUAAACCUCGGAUCUAAUCGCAAACGUUCCUCCGAUUCGGCAGUUAACUUUUUGCUGGACUCCUUCGCCCUGAAUGGAGAUGAGCAAUUCAUAGUUCCGCAAGUGUUAGUGCAGUACAAUACCUAAUGCGUUACUCUAUUGGUAGUGGUGUCAGUGAACGAGUUGGCAAUGAGGUCUCCCAACGCGGAAAUUUCUUCUUCUUUCUCCACAUCGCGUUAUACAUUUUAACUUUCUCGAGUAGAUAACAAGUGCUCGGUUGCUCACGAUCAGUCUCCGGGAAUCCUCGAUACUUGACAGUGAUGCUAUCUAAAUCAAUCGUUGUGAUGUCGGAUACCUUUCAUUGUGAAUUUAUUGAUUGAUUGGUGAGCUUUAAGUGAGAUUUUAAAAUGAGCAAAAGAACCACGGGGGUCAUCAAUUCCUGCGAAAGGAUCAGACCCGAGAGGUCAAGGAAUCCUUGCUUACAACGACUAAUGUGGACUUCUACGAAGUCCACUAGUGAUAUUCAGAAAAGUAGGUACUGGGGGUACGAUAGUUCAGUGACUGCUGAUGAUCUUCAGGUGACUAAUCCAAGGGUAGCUUUGAGAAGAUUGCUAAGAUUGUACGAAGGGCGUCAGUACCGCGAGGCAGCAAAUUUAGUAGGAAAACUGCCGCGAUGCACUUUAGCGUUGACACUAACGGACUUUCCCGUGGACUUGGUGAUCGAAACACUUCCUCGAAGUUUGUCACUUCUUGAAGCUUUGUAUUCCCGGCUGCCAGAACUUUGUUUCAGUAAGACCAAUAGCAACACCAACAACAAGAACAAGAACAAUAACAGUAUCAGUAAUAAUAGCAAGAACAGUAGUGUAGGCGAAAACAGAAUCAAAGAGGUACAACAAGAUGAAUUGUCAAGGGCGCUAAGGGUGGAACAACUUCUCUGGAAAGUGGUUCAUCUUAUUUCCGUCUGUCAGGAUCAACAGAGCAUUAGAAUUUGGGCUAAGCUCCUGACGUACAUCGCCCGGGUCUCACCCAACAGCCUCGAGCUGAUAGUUAACCGAAAGAAAGCUCUAGACGAGACUAUCGAAGGGCUGGGGAAGCAUGGCCCGAUACCCUGCCAAAUUACCAGCGAAGAUAAACGGUUUGGACACCACCAGGAUACCAAACUUUUACCGCUAACAGCUAAAUUGAAAGAUGAACUCGAAACGAGGAUUGACGCCUACAAACUUGCACUGCAUAAGAUUGAUAACUUUGGUAAAGACGCUUCUAGGAGAUCUAAAGGCGAUCCCCAUGGACUGAAAUCGUCGUCACACCAGCGACUGCUGUCAUUGAAAUACAGCGAAGUCCAACAACGGCUCAUCGAUAAUCAAAGUCUUCUGAAUACCCUGGAGAAGGCUAGUGGGCGAAACUUGGCGGAGCUUUCAGCGGAGCUUGCGGGCAGAGUUGAGCAGGACAAAGAAGCUCUGCGCCAGUGGACAUCUCUGAGGAAAUUCACGGGGGAAAACUCGACAAAGGAGCCAUCUUUAGCGGCAAGACUUCUGCAAUUCUCCCGAGCUUGCGGAAUCGUGCUUGAGCUUAUGCGGAAAGCUCCUAUUGUAAACUGGUCAAGUGAGCUUUUCCUGGAGGAGGAAAAGUACGAGGUCACCGAGUCUAGCAGCGCGGGGUAUCACACUGAUGACAGCUGCAGUCCGGAGCCCAAUUGUCCGUACUACAUGAGCUUGCAGUCGGAAUACGAUAACAAAGCUUUUACGACACGACAGUUGACGGACAAAUACGCGGGUUUGUAUGCGCAAGCACACUUUCAAACCCUCGACGCCCUGGAUGCUCUCGAGCCGUUGAAGGAAGCUCAAGAUCUCAAGGCCAAGAUUCUCUUCUCUGUUGUCGUUCUUUCGUGGCGAAUCGCUGACAGUAUCCAAUCGGCCCGCAAGCUCGAAGCAGUGGAAAUUCUAUCGGGAGCUGAAUCAUCAAUUCCGGAGCUUAAGUUGUCACUGGACAUUGAAGCUUGCAUGCGUCGGCAGCUUGCGACCUUCGGGUACUCAACAGGUACAAGGGAGGUCGCUUCGCGGGUGAUGGACCAGCUCAAAAGGACCCUCUACGACUACCCUUGCAUCGAAAGCUGCCCGGAGCUUGUGACCUACACCCUCGAGAGCGGCCACCUUGCCUGGGCCUGUCUUUCCCAUGAAACUCCUCUGAUCCUCGACACUGUGGAGCCCAGGGGGAGGUUCGAGCCCGUUUUCGAUCGCGAGUUACACUCGAGGCAUCACGGUUCCCCGAAUCCUAAGGGGACCAGGAUCUCCGGGGUAGUUUGGCCCGGGCUCAGGAUCAAGAGCUUGCAAGGACCUUGUCUUUACCGAGCGGUUGUUCUUACUUCGUAAACUCACUUCAAGUGUCUAACUCUCGGAAACUUCCGCGAGAGAUUAUUGGAGCUUGUUAAGCUCACUUGUUGAUCUACUUAACUUUUUUCAUAAGAGGUUUGUU